This is a messenger RNA of Sander lucioperca (pikeperch), 1103 nucleotides long. Its product is annotated as C-type lectin domain family 10 member A-like. The transcript is spliced from 9 exons. Gene Ontology annotation, molecular function: signaling receptor activity. Lineage: Eukaryota; Metazoa; Chordata; Actinopteri; Perciformes; Percidae. The record is from RefSeq and is a predicted model, not a curated record. The coding region runs from base 42 to 923 and encodes 293 amino acids.
CAGUUUGACCAACACCUUCAUCACUCUCCAGUGGCUAAAAUAUGGAGAUGGUUUGCCAUAAAGAGGAUCAUCUAUAUGGAAACGUCCCUGACCCCUCAGCCAAGAGGGUUGAAUCAAAGAUCUGCUCUGAUGAAGACAGGAACGUGGCUGCUGCAGAGCCCGGUAUAAAACGGUACAGGCUGGCUGCUGUGAUCCUUGGACUCCUGUGUGUGCUACAAGCUGCUCUCAUCAUUUUCCUUCUUCUUUCUCUCUUUUCAGAGAGAGACGAGUUUAAGAGAACCAACCUUGAUGUUGAGGCUGGUUUCAAAAACCUGACUGAGGAGAGAGAUGACCUGAAGAGGAAGCUGAAUAACUCAGUUUCAGAGAGAGACGCCUUGAAGAGAACCAACUUGGGUAAGUACGAUGAUGAAACUACUUUUACCAUUUACUCUCUAACUACGGACAAACAGUUAAAAAACAAAAGUGAGCUUGCUACGGACAGACAGAGGUCGAUCAACUUCACAUGCUUCACUCAACAUUGUCUUGAAGGUCCCUGCCCUCCUGGUUGGACUCAGUUCGGCUCUCGCUGUUUCAGUUUCAACAUCCAGGGAAAGAGUUGGACCGAUGCAGAGAACUUCUGCAACUAUGAUGGUGGGAAUCUGGCUUCAGUCCACUCAGAAGAGGAACAUGUAUUCCUCAGAACCUUCAUUAACCAAGUGACCGGUGCAAACCAAACUUCCUGGAUGGGAGGCUCUGACUCAGUGAAGGAGGGCGUGUGGAUGUGGUCUGAUGGAUCCACAUUCGACUACAAAAGCUGGGCUUGGGGGCAGCCUGACAACAAAGGUGGAGAUGAGAACUGUCUUCAGAUAAACUAUAAGGGAAUGAACUGGAAUGACGGGCGGUGUGACAAAAUGUCUCCUUUCCUGUGCUCCAAGAAGCUGUGAGGCCUCCCACCAUCAUGAUCUCACUACAGCUCAUCUCUAAUCUCUAUUGAUUGACUUUCAGUUUGUUCUGCAGACAGAAACAGCUCUCCGCUGACAGACUCACUUUCACUUGUUUAUUAUCUGAAGAGUUAGGAAACGGUUCACAUUUGAGUUUUAACAUUAGAAGGAAACUGACUCUCA